AUGGAGUUGGAGUUCCUGCCCUACUACUUCUGGGUGUGCAUGUGGUCCUCUUUGUUCACCAUCCUGGUGGCGGUCUUCGAUCUCUGCGCGCUGAUGAAGCACGUGACUAUGUUCAGCGAAGACAUCUUUGCUGGCCUGAUCAGUCUUAUCUUCAUCAUCGACGGCAUCCUGCCAAUCCUUCGCAACUUCAUCGAGGAGACGAUUCCCCUGCGCAGCGCCAUGUUCGAGACGCUGCUCUUCGUCAUCACCUUCGGAGGCGCGUCCUACCUCUCGUACUUCCGCCGCACCCCAUGGACCGUCCGCUCCCUCCGCUGCUCGGCC
Symbiodinium sp. CCMP2456 is the source of this 321-nucleotide messenger RNA. Lineage: Eukaryota; Dinophyceae; Suessiales; Symbiodiniaceae. The record is from the annotation of a GenBank genome assembly.